Molecule: messenger RNA, 1020 nt
Organism: Pisolithus orientalis
Lineage: Eukaryota; Fungi; Basidiomycota; Agaricomycetes; Boletales; Pisolithaceae
Product: P-loop containing nucleoside triphosphate hydrolase protein
Exons: 1
Coding region: 112-882 (256 amino acids)
Molecular function (GO): GTP binding
Source: RefSeq, a predicted model, not a curated record
AGUAAGAAACGCCGGUGGUAUUGACCUACUAUCCAAGUGUACUUGACCUCGUAAAUUUGGUGAGACAUAAUGCUCGUCCUACAGCUCAUGCACUGAGCAGCCUACGCAGACAUGUCUCCAAACACUCUCAACAUCAUUCUUUUCGGAGAAACAGGAGUAGGCAAAAGCUCUGUAAUUAACCUCAUCGCUGGAAGACAGGUUGCCAAAGUGUCGCCAGAUGCUGAUGGCUGCACGAUGAACUCUACAGAUUACGAGUUUACGGUCGGCUCCAGGACAAUAACAAUCUGGGACACUGUAGGGCUCGAGGAACCUCAGAUGGGCGUGAAUGGCUACUACGCAGCCAUAGUGAAGGCCUUCAAUCUAAUCCAAAAACUGAGCAGGGCUGGCGGUGUCGACCUCCUCUUGUUUUGCAUCCGCGGGAAUAGGAUCACCGCUACUACACAGAGCAACUACCGCCUUUUCUACGAGGUUCUCUGCGACAAGCGAGUUCCGAUCGCUCUUGUUGUCACACACUUGGAGAGGGAGUACCGGAUGGAGGAUUGGUGGGGGAGGAACGAAGGUAACAUCGAGAGGUAUGGAAUCAGGAGUGCUGGGCACGCCUGUGUUACCGGCAUCACGGACAAGGAGGAAAAGUUCCGUGAAUCGAGAGAGGCGAUUAGUCGCCUCCUGUCUCAGCAUGACAGCCGGGGCAGAUUCGCUAUGCCGCCAGAGCCGUGGCUCACCCGACUUCUUCAACAUCUAGCGUCGCUGGUUUCGACCAACUCUUCUUGGGGGAAAGACUUUUCACGUGUUUUAACCAAACGGUGUGGUUUGGAUGUGGAAACAGCGCAUCGUUUGGCGGCGCAGCUGCGAGGUUACGGAGACAGGCAUUCUUUCACUUGAUCGACUGAUUAUAAUGUAGAGAUAUUCUGUACAUCUCACAGUCCGUGGCAUUCGAAUCUUUGCUGUUGUUUAUUAAAUCAACAGGCCCCUCAGGUUCGAGUAACAAACGAGGAUAGUCAUGCUUUCUAUGCUGCGACA